Rosa chinensis is the source of this 1826-nucleotide messenger RNA. RefSeq lists its product as uncharacterized. The transcript has 3 exons. Lineage: Eukaryota; Viridiplantae; Streptophyta; Magnoliopsida; Rosales; Rosaceae. The record is from RefSeq and is a predicted model, not a curated record. The coding region runs from base 664 to 1572 and encodes 302 amino acids.
CCAACUCAUCGGCGUCAGUUGACUGUAAAACUAACACACUCAAUCAAAGCCUUAAUAUCAUGAACAACAAAUGAAAUGGUACUGGUAGUACCAGUAUUCACGUCACGAAGGAAACGUCCCUUUCUCACUUUUGCCACCGACUAUUCCUUCAGAUCUCUCAUCAGUUUCAGAGCCCCAAUUCUGUUUCUGCUCCAUAGCACUCUUAACACUUUAUUUGCUCAAAUUUUCUGUUUAGUUUGGAAGUUUCUAUCUAGGUCUGAUCCCUGAUGCCUAAUUUGGUCUGAGGCCUCAACUUUGUGUUUCCAAAAUUUCUAUCUGGGUCUGAUCACUCCCAUCAGUUUCAGAUACCCAAUUUGCUCUGUAGACCCGUACUUUGUGUCUCAUUUCCCUCAAUUUCUCAAAAUUUCCAUCUGGUUGUUAACAAUUUCAUCUCUUUCAGAACCCCAAUUCUGUUUCAUCUCCAAAAGGCUCUCACUUUUUGAGGUUCGUUGAUACAAUUGUCUGUUUUUAGCUUCAGAAUUUCCAUCUGGGUCUGAUCAGUUUACUCUAAACACUCAAACUUUGUCUUUCAUUGUCUUAAUUCUUCAAACUGGGCUCUCAAUUUUGCCUCCACCCAUUAAAAAAAAAAUUACAUUUUGAGCUGACAAUUUCGGCAUUAUUAUAAUGCACGCCAAGUCCGAUUCCGACGUCACGAGCUUAGCACCGUCGUCGCCGCGAUCGCCGAAGCGGCCAGUGUACUAUGUCCAGAGCCCAUCUAGGGAUUCAAACGAUGGCGACAAGUCCUCCACCAUGCACGCCACGCCGGCCUUCAACAGCCCAACGGAAAGCCCAUCUCACCCUUCCUACGGCCGCCACUCGCGGGCCUCCUCCGCCAGCCGGGUCUCCGGUACCUUUAAAGGUUCCCGGAAACGCAGCAACGAUAAAGGUUGGCCUGAAUGCAAAGUGAUCGAAGAAGAAGGGGACUACAAUGGGCUCUAUGAGGAGAAGGGCAUUUCUAGAAGAUGCCAGAUUUUGAUGGCUUUGUUUGGGUUUAUUGUCAUCUUUUCGAUUUUCUGCUUGAUUCUUUGGGGUGCUAGUAGACCUUACAAAGCUCGGGUUGCUGUUAAGAGCUUAGCUGUUCAUAACUUUUAUUUCGGGGAAGGAUCGGACAUAACUGGUGUGCCUACGAAGAUGUUGACGAUGAAUUGUUCAAUGAGGAUGAGUGUGUACAACCCUGCUACGUUUUUUGGUAUUCAUGUCAGCUCCACCACAAUUAGCCUUAUGUAUUCAGAUAUUGCUGUUGCAACUGGUCAGUUAAAGAACUACUAUCAACCAAGAAAGAGCCACCGGAAUGUGGCUGUGAACCUCCAAGGAGUGAAGGUGCCUUUAUAUGGGGCUGGGGCGAGCUUAGCAGUCGACGAUACCAAUGGAGGAGUUCCGAUGACACUCGUGUUUGAGGUUCGGUCACGAGGGAAUGUGGUGGGGAAGUUGGUGAGAACAAGGCACCGGAGGCGCGUAUCUUGCUCCAUGGAUGUAGACUCUCAUAAAACCAAAGCCAUCACAUUAAAAGCGAGUUCAUGUACGUACAAGUGAGCAACUGGGUUUCACCUGAUACUACUAUGAAUACUGCCCGGCAAAUUUCUCUACUUUGUUUUGCACUUUCUUCAUGGAACUGGCACAAUUCUAUUAUAGUUAUAGUUCAGUUUGUGAUAGUGAGUUAUAUUGUGCGCCUUCUGCUUGGCAUGGAAUAGUUUUCACUCUUAUCUUGUAAUACGACGUUGCACACCUCUGCAUAGAGGGUAUUAUACUAGUCGGAAUUGAAUAGUCAUAGUAAGUUUUUCUUUCAA